AUACGGAGGCGGAUUCGCUUUAGCUCUUUUCAAAGGUGAACUCUAACGACGGUGUACAUGUAAGCGCUUCGUAUAAAACCAGCUAUAGAGCAAGGACACGCGGCAGUUCGACCGAUAGGAACACGAAAGUCAACAUGAUCCGAGCCUGCAUUUUUCUUGCUCUCGCCGGCAAUGCGCUGGCUGGUUACAUCGGCCACGGUUAUGGUCUCGGCUACGGCAUCAGCCAUUUCGGCGUCCAACAUGGGAUUGGCUACUCCGGCCUGACAGGCUUCGCCCACAGCAUCGGGUACGCCCCAGUUGUGGCAUCUGGCUACGCGCUCAUUCCAACGUACACUGCUGCCGUUCCUGUGGCCACCUACGCCGCUCCUCAUGUAGUGGCUGCGGCGCCGGCCGUAGCCCACGUCGCUACGGUCCACGCCGCUCCAGCUGCCGUUGCCACUGUGGCCGCUGCCCCAAUCGUAGCCGCCGCUCCAGCGGCAGUGACCAAGGUGGCGGCGACAUUCCACGCCGUACCACACGUGGCAGCUGUUGCCGCCCCAGCGCCGGUUGUUGCGGCCGCUCCUGCUGUGGCAACCACCACCGUCCACCACGCUGCCCAUGCUGUCGCCACCAUCGCACAAGGAGCGCCAACUUACGGCUAUGGUAUCGGAGGCCUCGGCUACGGUGCUGGAAACUUCGGAUACGGUCACGGACUCGGUGUGUAUGGUCUCAACUACGGCUAUGGCCUUGGCACGAACCUGGACUACAACGCCCUCGUCAGGAGGAAGAAGUUCGAGAGUACAAAUGUGCAGCUAUCUCCCGUCUAUGGGCACAACGUUGGCGGCCUCGGAUACGGCACCGGAAACUACGGCUUCGGAUACGGCCUAGGAUCAUACGGCCUCAACUACGGCUAUGGUCUCGGUACACCUGUGCAAUAUCUGAUCCUCCUUCCGCCGUCGGAAGUGUGA
Messenger RNA from Dermacentor silvarum, 947 nucleotides. RefSeq names its product cuticle protein 64-like. The transcript is spliced from 3 exons. The record is from RefSeq and is a predicted model, not a curated record. NCBI's taxonomy places the organism in Eukaryota, Metazoa, Arthropoda, Arachnida, Ixodida, Ixodidae. Bases 135 to 947 code for a protein of 270 amino acids.